UAGCCACUUGAGAAAGAGACACACCUGGACUGGGACGCAUCUGACCUGGGAAAAUUGGAAAUCGAUCAACUUAAUUGACUUUGUGUACUUCCGGUUGAACUGUAUGCCAUCACCAUGGCAACCCUGUUAUGACCGUCACAGGGUCAGAAGUGGCCAAUGAGAUGCUGCCCUGCUCCAAGACAGGGCUGCAGUGUCCAUGCUGUACAAAUUGACCAGUUGAGAUUGAGAGGGAGGUGUCUCCAUGGUGAUGUUGCUUCAGUGUUCCAUCUGUCUCUGGAUCUUCCUCUGGCCUUCAGCAGGGUGUCUCUCCCCUCCUCAGAAUGUGUCUGUAGAGUUUCUGGACUUCCAAGGGACAGUCCACUGGCUGGCCGGAGCUGACAACACCAACCAUACACAUUUCUGUGUAGAGAUACGAGCAUUCAGUGAGUCGCUGUGGCAACCCUGUAACUGCAGCGACCACGUCGCCAUGGCGUGCCCCCUGGACAUUCCGCAGGAAAACAUUUUAAAGAAUUACAACGUCAGAGUGAGAGCGGAGAUGGAAGAGCAGACAUCAGACUGGAAAUACCUGGAGAACACAGUACAGCCCUCCUCAGACACAGUGUUAAGUGCCCCAGGUCUGACGUUGUCGGUGGAGAACCAGAGUCUCUGUGUCCAGCUGACACAUCCUGCUCAGAACAUCUUCAGAUUAUACAACAUCACCCUGCUGCAGAAUGGUCUGGAACACAACGAAACGGUUAUGUCAGACGUUGCGUCGGGCUCAGAGAGAGUGUUCCCCCAUCUCAGUCCAGACCACACCUACUGCCUCUUGGCCUCAGCCAAUCACUACAGCCUACGCCGUCACAUGACUGCUCUGGAGUGUGUCAACCUGACGAGACACAAGCCAGAUACACCAGGUCCGCAGAGAUUGGUGGGCAUGGCUGUGGGCGUGUUCCUGCUUCUGGCUGUUCUGAUUGGUCUGAUCGCUGUGACACGCUAUGUCCUGAAGAGCACAGACCACACCCCCACAGCUCUGGGUGUGCGUUCAGCAAGGUGCUUGGUGACUCCGGAAAGUGUGGUGUGUUACCCAGUGAUGUGUGGGCCCGCCCCCUCUGGUUACCUGAGUUAUCAGCUGAGAGCUGUCAGGACUUUUCACCUUGACGACCACCUGGAGACAGAGACUCUCAUUCCCUGUUCCCUUGACGACCACCUGGAGACAGAGACUCUCAUUCCCUGUUACCUUGACGACCACCUGGAGACAGAGACUCUCAUUCCCUGUUCCCUUGACGACCACCUGGAGACAGAGACUCUCCUGCCCAUUUCCCUACACACAGAUAAAGGAUCAGCUUCCCCUCUCACAGACUUUACCUUAACCAGUAGUGGAGGAAAAACAAAAUGGACCCCAGAUCAGCGUCUAGGGGCAACUUCACCUCACACCCUACAAACCCUGUCUACCUCCCCCUCUCCCUUGUCUUCCUCAUCUAUCUCCACUCCUCUCUCCGCUGGCUAUGGUCUGGCCUGGGACAGUGUAUCCAACCAGAGCGACACAGAGACACACACAGACAUAACUACUGACAUAACUACUGACAUAACUACUGACAUAACUACUGACAUAACUACUGACAUAGCUACAGACAUAACUACUGACAUAACUACUGACAUAACUACUGACAUAGCUACAGACAUAACUACUGACAUAACUACUGACAUAACUACUGACAUAACUACUGACAGAACCACUGAGAGAACCACUGACGUGACAACAGACAGAACGGCAGACAUAGCUGCUGACAUAACUACUGACAUAGCUACUGACAUAACUACUGGCAUAACUACUGGCAUAACUACUGGCAUAACUACUGACAUAACUACUGACAUGACAACAGACAGAACGGCAGACAUAGCUGCUGACAUAACUACUGACAUAACUACUGACAUAGCUACUGACAUAGCUACUGACAUAGCUACUGACAUAACUACUGACAUAACUACUGACAUAACUACUGACAGAUGGGACAGCAGGUAUUCUCCCGAGUUAGAGGUCAGGGGUCAGGGGUCGUGCUUAGAUGUGCAUUCUCCCGGAGCCAGUCUAUGCUCCUCCAGUAGAUAUGAACCUCGCCCUGACCCAACCCUAAAAUGAACCUGACCUCUAACCCCUGACUCCUAACCUGACCUCUAACCCCUGACUCCUAACCUGACCUCUAACCCCUGACUCCUAACCUGACCUCUAACCCCUGACUCCUAACCUGACCUCUAACCCCUGACUCCUAACCUGACCUCUAACCCCUGACUCCUAACCUGACCUCUAACCCCUGACUCCUAACCUGACCUCUAACCCCUGACUCCUAACCUGACCUCUAACCCCUGACUCCUAACCUGACCUCUAACCCCUGACUCCUAACCUGACCUCUAACCCCUGACUCCUAACCUGACCUCUAACCCCUGACUCCUAACCUGGCCUCUGACCCCUGACUCCUAACCUGACCUCUAACCCCUGACUCCUAACCUGACCUCUAACCCCUGACUCCUAACCUGACCUCUAACCCCUGACUCCUAACCUGACCUCUAACCCCUGACUCCUAACCUGACCUCUAACCCCUGACUCCUAACCUGACCUCUAACCCCUGACUCCUAACCUGACCUCUAACCCCUGACUCCUAACCUGACCUCUAACCCCUGACUCCUAACCUGACCUCUAACCCCUGACUCCUAACCUGACCUCUAACCCCUGACUCCUAACCUGGCCUCUGACCCCUGACUCUUUGGAAUGAACAUGGGAGCCCCUGUCCUCGGUCCGACGUCACUACAGUUGGAAAUAAGUGUCGUUGCUGUCAUGUGUUGUUGUAAUCUGUUGUCGGUUCUCUCUACAAUGUUUCUAUUCAAAAUAAACCAAUCAGAUGUUCUCUCCAAUGUUUCUAUUAAAAAAAAUAAACCAAUCAGAUGUUCUCUACAAU
This is a messenger RNA of Salvelinus fontinalis (brook trout), 2930 nucleotides long. RefSeq names its product mucin-5AC-like. The record is from RefSeq and is a predicted model, not a curated record. Lineage: Eukaryota; Metazoa; Chordata; Actinopteri; Salmoniformes; Salmonidae. Bases 242 to 2116 code for a protein of 624 amino acids. Gene Ontology annotation, molecular function: protein binding. The transcript has 8 exons.